Messenger RNA from Haemonchus placei, 2802 nucleotides. The record is from the annotation of a GenBank genome assembly. Lineage: Eukaryota; Metazoa; Nematoda; Chromadorea; Rhabditida; Trichostrongylidae.
AUGGUGUAUACCGUAACCCAGCCGGAUGAUCAACCUCCGGUCACGUCACGAAAUCAUUUUGUAUUCAAAAAUCGUACCCGCUUUGUUAUUCUACUACUCUGUACAUUAUGCUUAUCGAUUGCACAAAGUAACGUGCUUACAUUGAAUUUCACUAUUAUUUGUAUGGUUAAUGAUCCGAUCAAUAUCGAUCAAUACAAUAUUUCCGACACUAUUUUUCUUACCAACAAUGGCACUUAUAAUGAGGCUGGCAAUUCCUCGUAUUCACUGGAAUACGACGAAGCCGUUCCACCUAAACAACACUAUACUUAUUCACCUAUUGAGCAGAAUAUGCUCUUUUUAUUUGUGGCCAUUGGCGCCCUAGUGGGCAUGCUUCCAAUUAUGUGGCUUACGCAGAUGUUUGACACUCGACCUUUAGUUACUAUAUUCGGUUUGUUUUCCGCAUUUUGCACUGCCCUUAUUCCACUGAGCGCUUAUCUUGGUUUCUAUUGGAUGGUCAUCGUGCGUUUCUUGCAGGGAACUGGACUCUCCACUGGCUUUUUCCUCAUUGGUAAUGUUAGUCGACAAUGGUCAAUACAAAAGCAGAACGCAUUUUUCUUCGCAUUUCUCACAUGCUUUUUUCAGAUCGGCCCCAUAUUUACAAUGCCUGUAGCCGGAGCGCUGUGUACGUCAUCACUUGGAUGGUCAUCUGUUUAUUAUCUUCAUGCCGUGAUUACCUGCAUUUUGUUUUUGUUGUUUUUCUAUUUCUAUAGAGAACAUCCUGAUAUGCAUGCAUUUGUAUCUACUAAAGAAUUGAAUCGUAUCAAUCGUGGUAAAGAAAACUUCAACAAAAGGAAACCAUUGCCCUUAAAGGCUCUUAUCGCUUCAAAAGCUAUCAUUGCCGAAUGGAUCAUGGCUGUGGCUAUUUUUAUGGGCAUUCAAAUCACAAUGCAAUUCUCACCUAUAUAUCUCAACAGGGUUAUGGGAUUCUCAGUGUAUCAGACUGGCCUGUUCAGCGCCAUACCUCAGGUAGCGCUAUUUGUGGUGAAGAUGUCCACCGUGUUUCUCAACGAAAAAGCCAACCGUUUUCGACCGGAUAUUCCUGCAAAAAUUUUCAACCUCAUAGCUAUCGGUGGCAUGGGAACAACAUUCUUCGUUCUCGCCUUUUUACCAACGUCAGUGCCAACACUUGCUUGGGUGGUACUCAUUAUUUGCACUGCUAUAAUUGGCUUGAACAGUGGCACCUUCUUCCGCAGUUCGGCUAUCAUUGCUGCGCAACACAAUCAAUCGGUAAUGAGUUUAUAUUUCGUUCUCAAUUGCCUGGCAGCUUUGCUGGCACCCGUUGUGGUGAACAUUUUCGUUCGCAAUGAUACUUGGGAUGAGUGGAAGUAUGUAUGGAUAGUGUACGGUAUCCUGAUGACCGCCAGUAUCUGCUAUUUCAUGGUGUUCGGGGAAGAUGAACCAUCCGAACUAACAAAGUUCGGGUAUGGGGCUAAAGUUGCACCUGUGCUUACUCUACCGCCUAGGUCACAUCCUCGAGAUGACCGAUUCUCUAUGCGCCUGAAUGACAAGAAUCGUACUCGUUUCAUUAUUCUACUACUUUCUACGCUAUGCCUAUCAAUUGCACAAAGCAACACACUCACACUGAAUUUUACUGUUAUUUGUAUGGCUGGCGAUCCAAUCGAUAUCGAUCAAUACAACACUUCUGGCACUAUUUUUCAAACUGAGAACGGAACCUAUUAUGAGACUGGUACCUCAACAUACCUAUUGGAAUAUGACGAAGCAGUUCUUGCUCGUCGACAUUAUGCUUAUUCACCAAAUGAGAAAAAUAUGCUAUUCUCGUUUGUGGCCAUCGGUGCUAUGGUAGCUGUCUAUCCAGUAAUGUUUCUCGUACAGAGAUUUGGCACUCGAUCAAUUGUGACAAUAUUCGGCUUCUUUUCUGCUCUCUGUACUGCCCUUAUCCCACUAUGUGCUUAUCUUGGUUUCUAUUGGAUGGUUGUUAUGCGAUUCCUACAGGGAACAGGUCUUUCAACUGGAUUCACCCUCAUUGGUAUUGUUACCCGACAAUGGUCUAUGCAAAAGCAGAACGCAUUUUUCAUCGCAUUUCUCACAUGCUUUUUCCAGAUUGGUCCCAUCUUCACAAUGCCUGUGGCCGGGGCGUUAUGUACGUCAUCACUUGGGUGGUCAUCUGUUUAUUAUUUACACGCCAUCAUUACCUGCAUUUUAUUUCUGUUAUUCCUAUACUUCUACAGGGAGCAACCCCAAAUGCACGCAUACGUAUCUGCCAAAGAACUGGAUCGUAUAAAACGAAACAAAGGAGACACAAAUGAACGUGAACCGCUACCCGUAAAGGCUAUGGUAACUUCGAAUGCGAUCAUUGCCGUAUGGAUCUCGGCUAUUGCUAAUUUUAUGGGUAUCCAGGUUACAAUGCAGUUCUCUCCUAUCUAUCUAAACAAGGUCAUGGGCUUCCCAGUGGAACAGACCGGUCUAUUCAGCGCCAUACCACAGAUCGUGACUUUUGUCCUGAAAAUGUUUGCCGGUGUCCUGGCCGAUAAGGCCACAUGUUGCCGACCGGUCACAUCAGUGAAGAUCUUCAAUAUGUUAGCAAUCGGUGGCAUGGGAAUUGCAUUUUUCAUACUUGCUGUUAUACCAACGUCAAUGCCAACACUUGCUUUAGUGAUACUUAUUAUUUGCACUUCCAUAGUUGGCUUUAAUUGUGGUGCAUUCUUCCGCAGUUCAGCUAUUGUUGCUGCACAACAUAAUCACUUUGUGAUGGGUGUGAAUUCGUUUUUCAACUGCCUAGCAGCUUUGUUGGCACCCGUCGUG